This is a messenger RNA of Rangifer tarandus platyrhynchus (Svalbard reindeer), 594 nucleotides long. NCBI's taxonomy places the organism in Eukaryota, Metazoa, Chordata, Mammalia, Artiodactyla, Cervidae. The record is from the annotation of a GenBank genome assembly.
AUGGACUGCCACUACUUCAUGACGUCGGUAAGAGGUGCCGUGCACCUGCGUCAGCUGACGCACUACCGUCGGCGCAGUCAAAGCACGGGUUUUCGCCGCUUAAUGUGGGGUUCGCACAUCCAAACCCUGCCUCAACGGUUUCCAACAAUAUCCGAGAAGUCUUGGCUACGCGGGCCGAUCCCGGACACGUCGCACUUUGCCGGCGCACGUGCGGCCCACGCAAUCUCGCUGCCUUUCAUUGAAACAGAAUUAGCUCUGUAUCACCUUCUUCACGGCGUGUAUGGAGCCCUGAUCGGCCAUCAUGAAUGCACUUUACAGUGCCAGAAGUGCGACUCGUGUGGAGCUACAAGAAUGUCCGCACUCGCGAGCGGCGCGCAUUUCGAAAUAGACCGCUUACGAUUGAAAUUCCGCAACUGUAUAGGAAGAAGUGAGACGAAAACGAGACUGGCACGGACUGCGCGGUUCGUGCAGCGGCUAUCGUUUUAUGCGGCCUCUCGACAACAGACGCGAGACACGCCAUCUGUUGCCUCCGGGGGGACGACGUGGGCCGCCCAAGGCGGCACUGCGCUUUCUAGCAGACACCUCUACAGGUGA